CACUCUUAAAAACAAAAAUAAUAUUUAGUCCCCACACUUUUUUCUCUAUCAAACAUUUCACCCAAAAUUUAAAGGCGGGAAAACCAAAACAAUUAUUAUUUUCUCUUCAGAAAAUGAAUCCGGAAAAAGCCGCCGGCGCCGGAGUACGACAGUUGCCGGUGGACGAGCGAUACUCACAGUGGAAAUAUCUUGUUCCGAUUUUAUAUGACUGGUUUGCUAAUCAUAACCUUCUUUGGCCUUCUCUUUCUUGCAGAUGGGGACCGCAGUUAGAGCGAGCUACUUACAAGAAUCGUCAACGACUCUACCUCUCAGAGCAGACCGAUGGCAGUGUACCAAAUACACUUGUGAUAGCAAAUUGUGAAAUUGUUAAACCUAGGGUAGCAGCUGCAGAACACAUAUCACAGUUCAAUGAAGAAGCACGGUCACCUUAUGUGAAGAAGUAUAAAACCAUUAUACAUCCCGGAGAGGUAAAUCGUAUCAGGGAGCUGCCUCAGAACAACAACAUAGUAGCUACCCACACUGACAGUCCUGAUGUCCUUAUUUGGGAUGUUGAAUCUCAGCCUAAUCGCCAUGCUGUCUUGGGAGCCACCGAGUCGCGACCGGAUUUGAUCUUGUCUGGUCAUCAAGAAAAUGCUGAAUUUGCCCUUGACAUGUGCCGAAGUGAACCCUUUGUACUAUCUGGAGGCAAGGACAAGUCAGUUGUCUUGUGGAGUAUUCAUGAUCAUGUAUCUACAUUGGCAACACAGCCUAACGGAAACAAGAGCCCAAAGACUGAUGGGUCUGACGAUAAGCGUACUGAGAGCCCUGUUAUUCAAGCAAGGGGUGUCUUCCAAGGGCAUAAUGAUACUGUUGAAGAUGUGCAGUUCUGCCCCUCUAGUACACAAGAAUUCUGUAGUGUUGGUGAUGAUUCAUGUCUUAUCCUGUGGGAUGCAAGAACAGGCUCUUCUCCAGUUGUCAAGGUUGAGAAAGCACACAAUGCUGAUCUUCAUUGUGUUGAUUGGAAUCCGAUAGAUGAAAAUCUUAUAUUGACGGGGUCUGCUGAUAACACUAUUCGAUUGUUUGAUCGUCGGAAUUUCACUGCUAACGGGGUUGGAUCACCCAUACAUAUAUUUGAAAAUCACACUGCUGCUGUUCUUUGUGUGCAGUGGUCUCCGGACAAAGCAUCUGUUUUUGGUAGUUCAGCAGAGGAUGGAAUCUUGAACAUCUGGGAUCAUAAUAAGAUUGGCGAACUCUCUAAUUCUUCCCCGAAAAUUGCCGAAGGCUUAUUGUUCCGCCAUUCUGGGCACAGGGACAAGGUGGUUGAUUUUCACUGGAACUUACAUGAUCCAUGGACAAUUGUUAGCGUCUCUGAUGAUGGUGAAAGUACUGGUGGGGGUGGAACUUUACAGAUAUGGAGGAUGAUUGAUUUAAUACAUCGUCCACAACAGGAGGUUAUUACCGAGCUGGAUAAAUUCAGAUCUCACAUUCUCUCUUGCCCCUCUGACAAGGCUUCAUAGGCUUUCUUAUAUUGUUGUGUUGCGAAGAAUUCAUUGUGAAUUUGCAGACUAAUCUGCUUGGACUUGUUAGCUAUUGUAGGAGCCUGUCAUUAACUCGGCCUUUUCUGUCAAGAAAAGGUGCAACUUGCAUGCUUAGGUUUCCUGAAUUUAUUGACGCAUUCUGGAUCAUAGUUGCUCUUGGAAUUUUUUUUUUUGAUCUUUUGCGUUUUGAUGCUA
Erigeron canadensis is the source of this 1712-nucleotide messenger RNA. Its product is annotated as WD-40 repeat-containing protein MSI4-like. Gene Ontology annotation, biological process: regulation of gene expression. The record is from RefSeq and is a predicted model, not a curated record. Gene Ontology annotation, cellular component: nucleus. The transcript is spliced from 15 exons. The coding region runs from base 114 to 1496 and encodes 460 amino acids. Lineage: Eukaryota; Viridiplantae; Streptophyta; Magnoliopsida; Asterales; Asteraceae. Gene Ontology annotation, molecular function: histone binding.